CUUUAAGAUACACACAUUGAAGACAACUGUCCGCGGUGUCAAUGUACUAACGAUGAAUUUAAUCGCUAAGGUCGUGAUUAAACUCUUGCUAUUGUUGUCUCUCAUAUGUAAUAUAACAGUUCAAUAUGGAAGGCCCCUAAAUAAGUACAUCCGCCACUAUGAGGGCCUUUCAUACGACACGGACGUCGUGCAUAGCAAACACCAGCGAGCCAAGAGGGCGGUCUCACACGAGGACAAGUACCUCCAUCUGGACUUCCACGCACAUGGAAGGCAGUUUAACCUCCGGAUGAAGAGAGACACGGCCCUGUUCAGUCCCGAUAUAAAAGUGGAGAUUUCAGGAGAGGAGAUCCCCUACGACACGUCCCACAUCUACACUGGAGAAAUCUUUGGUGAGAAGGGCAGUCUGACACACGGCUCCAUCAUAGACGGCAAGUUUGAGGGCUUCAUUAAGAGUCAUCAGGGGACAUACUACGUGGAGCCUUCAGAGCGCUACCUCAAAGAGCACAAUGUCCCUUUCCACUCUGUCAUCUACCAUGAAGAUGACAUCGAUUACCCUCAUAAAUACGGUGCAGAGGGCGGCUGUGCAGACCGCUCUGUGUUUGAGAGGAUGAGGAGGUAUCAGGCCACGGCCGUGGAGGAGCCGGUUAAGGAGGAGAAGAGAUUGGUUGAGGAAGAGGAGGAAAGGAUGUAUGGACCUGUCGUUCUGAGGAAGCGACGCGCGGCUCAGGUGGAGAAAAACACCUGUCAGCUCUUCAUCCAGACGGACCACCUGUUCUACAACUUCUACGGCAGCAGGGAAGCUGUCAUUGCCCAGAUCUCCAGCCAUGUCAAAGCUAUCGACACCAUCUACCAGUCCACUGACUUUCAGGGAAUCCGAAACAUCAGUUUCAUGGUCAAGAGGAUUAAGAUCAACACAACCGAGGACGAGAAAGAUCGGACCAAUCCGUUCCGCUUCCCUAACAUAGGAGUGGAGAAGUUUCUGGAGCUGAACUCUGAGCAGAAUCAUGAUGAUUACUGCCUGGCCUAUGUCUUCACUGACCGAGACUUUGAUGAUGGCGUUCUGGGACUGGCUUGGGUUGGAGCUCCUUCAGGAAGCUCGGGCGGGAUCUGUGAGAAGAGCAAGCUGUACUCAGACGGGAAGAGGAAGUCCCUCAACACUGGCAUCAUCACCGUGCAGAACUACGCUUCCCACGUCCCCCCCAAAGUUUCCCACAUCACCUUCGCCCACGAGGUCGGGCACAACUUCGGCUCCCCGCAUGACUCUGGGAUGGAGUGCACUCCGGGUGAAUCCAAGGCGUCAGAUAAGAAGGAGAGAGGAAAUUACAUCAUGUAUGCCAGAGCCACAUCAGGAGACAAGCUCAACAACAACAAAUUCUCCAUUUGCAGUAUUCGCAACAUCACCCAGGUUCUGGAGAAAAAGAGAGCCUCGUGCUUCGUCGAGUCUGGUCAGCCAAUCUGUGGGAAUGGACUUGUGGAGGCUGGUGAGGAGUGUGAUUGUGGUUAUAGUGACCUGUGCAGAGACAAGUGUUGCUAUGAUGCUAGUCAGCCAGAGGGCACCAAGUGCAAACUGAAGCCAGGUGCAAGCUGCAGUCCCAGCCAGGGCCCUUGCUGUACACCUACGUGUGCGUUUAAAAUGAAUACUGAGAUCUGUAGAGAUGAGUCAGAGUGUGCACAUAAGGGCAAAUGUAAUGGUCUUACUGCCCAGUGUCCCACCUCUGAGCCCAAAAACAACUUCACUUCCUGCAACGGAGAGACACAAGUCUGCAUUAACGGGGUCUGCUCUGGCUCUAUCUGUCAGAAGUAUGGUCUGGAGGAGUGCACCUGCGCUGUUGAGGAGAAUGCAGACGAGACGCAGCUGUGUCACGUUUGCUGCAUGGAAAAAGGAAAUCCUGAUACAUGUAGCAGUACAAGCUCAAAAAAGUGGGCUCAGUUUUUCAACGAGAAAGUCAUCACACUGCAGCCUGGCUCUCCCUGUAAUGACUUUAAAGGAUACUGUGAUGUGUUCAUGAGGUGUCGACUGGUGGAUGCUGAUGGUCCCCUGGCCAGACUAAAGAAAGCCAUCUUUAACCCGGAGCUUUACGAGAAUAUUGCUGAGUGGAUAGUGGCUCACUGGUGGGCAGUGCUGUUGAUGGGUAUUGCUCUCAUAAUGCUGAUGGCUGGAUUUAUAAAAAUCUGUAGCGUUCAUACUCCAAGCAGCAACCCCAAACUACCACCACCUAAACCACUGCCUGGCACGUUGAGGAGAAUGAGGCCUCAGCAUGCGAAUGCGCAGACCCAGCCUCAGCGGCAUCACCGCCAGAGAGAGAACUACCAGAUGGGCCAGCUGAGACGCUGAGUCCGCCUUCUCUCUGCCUUGGUUCUUUCUAGUGCCUACAGUUGGAAUACUUUCACUCCAAAGAGUUACCUGAACCAAUCAACAAAGCCCAUUCAGAAACUAAAGCUGACAACAAGAAAAAGAAAAAAAAACAACAACAACAAAACGAAACAAAAACAAACAAACAA
Messenger RNA from Chanos chanos (milkfish), 2502 nucleotides. RefSeq names its product ADAM metallopeptidase domain 10a (gene adam10a). Gene Ontology annotation, cellular component: synaptic membrane; plasma membrane. Bases 53 to 2335 code for a protein of 760 amino acids. The transcript has 16 exons. NCBI's taxonomy places the organism in Eukaryota, Metazoa, Chordata, Actinopteri, Gonorynchiformes, Chanidae. Gene Ontology annotation, molecular function: metalloendopeptidase activity involved in amyloid precursor protein catabolic process. Gene Ontology annotation, biological process: membrane protein ectodomain proteolysis; Notch signaling pathway. The record is from RefSeq and is a predicted model, not a curated record.